AUGUCUUCCCCGCAUAGAACAGGCCAGCGCCAGCUGGGCCGUGCACGCGCCUCAUCGCAAAAUGGCAACACUACUCCAGUCCGAGAACACCAGCGGUCUCGGAAGGUCCGGAAUGUCGGAGGCGCAAAAUUAAGUGCGACGAACGAAAGCCAGAAUGUGGGCAGUGUCGCCGAAGUGGCCGAGUUUGUCGUAUCAUCGACAGUCUAUUUCGACCCCACACUUAUUCCUUUCUGGCGUCGUCCUCGUCACAACGGACAAGUCUCCCUGCUUAUUGCAAACCUCGUUCUCCAGAAGCCCCUCAGAGAGCAGAGACCCCUGAUCGCGAUGUCCCGGUGGUUGACGGACAAACGCCGCAUCAGAGUACGGAAGCUCCUUCGGUUGAAAGAUCCCAAGCGAGGGCGGCCACGCCGGGAUCUCCACCUCAGCAGGGAGACCGUGUUAUAUGGCGCUGAAGAUACAUUGGUUGAUUUGUCCUAUCCCGUUGCCCUCGCUUCCCCGGCAGAACCUAAUCCGCUGGCCCUUGUCAACGCUCACAUCCAACAUCAGCAGGAGGAUGUAGGAAGUGGGCCGUCGACUAAUGAUUCGUGCGCUCUUCUGGAUGCCACGCCUGAAAGUAUCGACCAGGAUCGCUAUGAGAUCGCUUUCUUCCUGCGCUAUUUUUCAGAGGAACCAGGCCGAUGGAUGGAUGUGUGCUGCGACUAUCCGUACUUCAGUGAGCAGGUGGUUCUUUUGUCAUCGGUAUGUCCACUGGUACGGUAUUCUGCUGUUGCCCUUGCAGCCAAACAAUUGGGUCAUAUGAAAAGUCCAGAAUGCGCAGUACGGCAGACACGAAACCACAGAUUCAUGCUGCAAGCAUUUUCAGAGUCGAGUCUGGACUUCUUAUGGUACGGGGCCAAGUAUUAUGACAAAGCCAUCCAGAUAUUGGCCCAACACCUUUCUCACGAAGAGCGCUGUACUUCUCAGCUGUCUCCUUCUGGUGUAUACCAGACUGGCUUGACCCCGCAAAGUAAUGACCUCAGUGUUUUUGGUGACCAUGACAGCACGGCAACUACGCUGCAGGUUCUCGCGGCGUGUAUGCUGUGUCAAUACGAGGAUUUGAGUGCUACGAUGAGGGCAUGGGCGGGCCAUUUGCAUGGCAUCUACAAACUACUUCGGCCAUACCUUAGUGAUACAAUGAAUCUACCGACAGCUGUACAUGUGCCGCAACCAAUGAAAGCCAUGAAUGCGGUGUUUUGGUUCUUCGCACUGAAUGACAUGCUAGAUGCCUAUGUCAACAAACGGAGCACUCGACUAGACUUUCGCAAAAUCUUUAUCUGGCGUAGGAUGGGCCUGCCUCUAGAUGACAGUGGGCAUUUAAUGCCCGGCUACAUCGACGAAGCGCAUGCGGAAUCGAUCCUUUUCAAAGCAUUGAUUCGGCUUAUGUGCCAGCUAGUCAACUCUGAUCUAGGCAACUCAGUUGAAUGGAAUGCAAUCAACGAACAGUUCGACCGAUGGCAGGCUAUUCUCCCGUUAUCCUUCUCUUCCGGCGUCUCUUGGCCCCCUUUCGCCGGAUCGGAUAAUGCGCAACAGGCCACUCCUUCGGAGCUCUCCAACCAUGAGUCUUGGUUUCCUAAGGAUGCCUGUGCGAUUUCCAUGGCAUUCUACCAUAUGGCCCGGAUGUUGCUACUCAUCCAUCGUCCAGUAGAGGCGUUUCUUCGACAUUCGCGCAACAACCCAGAUCUUCUCGCUGCGUAUCAUACCUUGCAGCAGGAUCUUCGUCGCCAUGCGAUGGAAAUUAUUGCCAUCGCGCGCGGGGCUCCCAAUUCCACCGUGAGGAAGUAUCUUUUGCAACCUCUGUAUGUGGCCGGCCGAUGUCUAGCGGAUACGGGCGAGCGCCAGGAGCUACUUGACAUGCUCCAACAAAUUGACGAUGACCUUGGGGUGUUUACGGAUUAUCGCCAGAAGGAUCUCUCUGAGGAGUGGGGAAUUCCCUAUAAACCUGCAGAAAAGGAUAUAGUUCCGUGA
This is a messenger RNA of Aspergillus bombycis, 2004 nucleotides long. RefSeq lists its product as uncharacterized. Gene Ontology annotation, biological process: positive regulation of transcription by RNA polymerase II. The record is from RefSeq and is a predicted model, not a curated record. NCBI's taxonomy places the organism in Eukaryota, Fungi, Ascomycota, Eurotiomycetes, Eurotiales, Aspergillaceae. Bases 1 to 2004 code for a protein of 667 amino acids. The transcript is spliced from 5 exons. Gene Ontology annotation, cellular component: nucleus. Gene Ontology annotation, molecular function: DNA-binding transcription factor activity; transcription cis-regulatory region binding.